GUCCCCUGCCGCCGCCGGCCCCGCGGUCGGCGCGGGCCGCAGUCGCUCGCUGGGCGGGGCGCCUUCCCGCGAGCGGCGGGCGCCGGGGCAGCAGGAGACGCCCGCGCCGGAGCACACGCCCCAGCGGGGGCACGGCGCCCCGCGGUGGCCAGCGUCGCCCGCGGCCUCAGGCGCCCCAGAGGCCACGCUCGAGCGACACCGAGACCUGGGCCUGGAG
Prorocentrum cordatum is the source of this 217-nucleotide messenger RNA. The record is from the annotation of a GenBank genome assembly. Lineage: Eukaryota; Dinophyceae; Prorocentrales; Prorocentraceae.